Molecule: messenger RNA, 2770 nt
Organism: Eleginops maclovinus (Patagonian blennie)
Lineage: Eukaryota; Metazoa; Chordata; Actinopteri; Perciformes; Eleginopidae
Gene: klf9
Product: Kruppel like factor 9
Exons: 2
Coding region: 459-1124 (221 amino acids)
Biological process (GO): regulation of transcription by RNA polymerase II
Molecular function (GO): DNA-binding transcription factor activity, RNA polymerase II-specific; RNA polymerase II cis-regulatory region sequence-specific DNA binding
Source: RefSeq, a predicted model, not a curated record
UGAUGACACCGUGGGAUUCCGCGAAAUUGUUUCUUGGAGUUGAGGGAAGUGCCGCUCACAGAGAUAUAGCACAAGUUGACGCAAGUGUGGGAGUGCACAGAAAGGAGGAAUAAACGCAGACACAAGAGCUUGCAGCUCAGUCGGAUAGAGCGGCGUGCUUUAUUGUUCCGGCAAUUAGAAAUAAAAAAAACAACCUCGAGGGAGAAGGAGAGAGGGAGACAUACAAACGGCUAUCUUUCCUGUGGGGGUGUUUAAUCAUCCGCCCUGCAACCUCAACACGAAAAACGCAGCCUUUGCGGAAUAGUCACAUUGAAGACGGCACGUGUGGAUGCUUAACCACAUGUUUCCUUUGGGGACCGCGGUCUGAUCAGCGUCAUCAACAUUGUCGGAUUGUUUCUGGAUAACAGCUCCUGUAGACACACUGUUUCUCUCCUCCACCCGCAGAUCUGCUUUUGGUGAUGUCAGAGGUGGCUGUUUCUGCAGACUGUGACCCCAGCCGACCACAGGGGCGCACAGAGGACAAAGAGAACCAGGAGAACAGGACUUUACUGAUGGUGGCAAUGAUUCUAUUGGACUUGAACAAAUGCAACCCUAACGCCAUCAGUCCCGGGGACAGCAGAUGUCUCGGGGGGAACAGCGAGGUGGAGGAGAAAGUGGAGCGGGGGAGCUGCAGGCUGAGCGCCGGGGACAGCCGGGUUACACCCAAACAGUCCCGGAUCAAGAAGAAGGUGGUGAAGGCGAGACAGGAGUGUCCGGAGAAGAGACACUGCUGUCCCUUCACUGGCUGCGGGAAGGUGUAUGGCAAAUCGUCCCACCUCAAAGCCCACCUCAGGGUGCACACCGGUGAGCGGCCCUUCGAGUGUACCUGGCCUGACUGCGGCAAGAAGUUCUCCAGAUCAGACGAGCUGACGCGUCACUACCGCACACACACGGGCGAGAAGCGAUUCAACUGUCCCAUGUGUGCCAAGUGCUUCAUCAGGAGCGACCACCUGACCAAACAUGCCCGGCGACACGCAGGCUUCCAUCCCAGCAUGCUUCAGGGCUCCAGCGCGGCCAAGAGACGCCGCUGCUCCCUGUCCUUGUCCUCCUCUGACUCUGGAGACCAAAGCCCUGUCGGGGUGUGAGAUACUCUCUCCUUGCUGUGCAUACAUACAUGAAGGUACAUGCAGUAGAAAGAGAGCACACACAGACACAAUGUUUGCACCUUCACACUAAUCCCGUCCAAUCAAUCAGCUCCACCAGCCAGACCACUCUGUAAAACCUUUUUCUAUGCAUGUAACAUGUUGCAACAGCAAACAGAAAUAUAAGUUAUGUAUUCAAACUCGACCCCUGUUACUUCCUGAGAUAAUUGGUAUUUAUUAUUCAGGGUCAAUUUCUAUUUGCUUUGCCAUUUAUUAUCAGUACUUUGUGUUAUUUGUGUUUCUUUCCGCUGGAAUGAUCUGUAAUCUAUUAACCAUUCAUGUUUUAUUAACACUACAUGUGUUUUGCUGCCUCACAAACUUCAUUUACACAAAGAAAACAAAUCAUUACUGAGAUAUUGAAGUGGGUUUAGAUGUUUUGGGAAUGCCCUUUAGUACAUACACACUCAUACUCGUACAGUAACUCGAGUCCAGGACCAGAUGAAUGUACAGUACAGCAGUAUUGUCAUGUAAAUAUAUAAACAGAUUAACUUUCAGAUGGAUGAUUAACUCAGUGUACUGUAGUUUAGUGUUAUUAGAGGAUAAUAAAACAAAGCUAUUAUAUAGAGGAUGACAGAGUUUUUUGUAUUUUAUAGUGAUAUAUAUCGGGCUAUGGACUUGUAGGGUAUAGUUUGCUUGUACAGUUUCUUGGGUUGGGCGUCACAUCACGAUUAAGUUACAAAUAAUUAACCUUUACACAAAGGCAAACCUUGUAGGGAAAUACAUUUAAAACAUUUGCAAUGCUUUUCCAGGCUUGAAUGUUAACAGUGCAGGGAUUAACACAACAGGGUUAAACCUUUUAAAAGGGAAAAUGAUAUAUAAUGAUACAUAUUUAGUAUUAAAAAAAGAGGUCUGUGCCUUUUUUCAGAGUUUGUUUUUAGCAGAGAGGAUUUUCUACAUCUUGGAAAAUCUUCAUAUUCUAUAUAUUGAUAUUCAAACACUUGGAAUAUCAAUGACUGUCUGUAAUGCCAACCGUGCCAGUUGUUCAUUGAACUACCUUUUGUUUACUCUGUAUCUGGACUGCAUUUCAUCAGGGAAUAAUGUGAUGCAUUACCCCCCCCCCCCUUUUUUUGUGGAGACAUGGAAGCACAACAUUUCAACAGGAAGUCAUAAAACCUUUUUUUAUUUCUAUUUUACAUCGUAGCAUUUUGAGGCAAGCUCUUUGUUAUUAGUUUAUGAAUUCCAUCCUGAAGCAUGUUUGUAUGUAUUUGUUUGGUACAUAGAUUUUUCUAUUUGUUUGGUAAUCUUUUAUAACGUAACCAACGGGGUGAGAGAACCUUUUCGUCCACUACUGGAGCUAGAAACAUUGUUGAUUGUCUUUUUACAAAUGCUACAUUAAAACGUCCAGAUAGAGUUAAGUUAGGUGUAGUAAAGCUUGUAGGACAUGUAUUUGUACAAUGCUGUUGUUUUUAUUUUCAUGGCAUUAUGACAACUGUGAUUAGAUGUUGGUGCCUUUCAGGUCGACGCCUUUACUUCUGAUGCUACUGUAAUCAGGGACUGUCAACGCAGAGCCCAUGUUAUCGCAAAAAUACAUAGCUGUGUAAUAAUUACUGCUCAAAGGUUUUAACAUUAAAAUUAUUUUUCUUUCUAAA